Cuscuta europaea is the source of this 951-nucleotide messenger RNA. NCBI's taxonomy places the organism in Eukaryota, Viridiplantae, Streptophyta, Magnoliopsida, Solanales, Convolvulaceae. The record is from the annotation of a GenBank genome assembly.
GGAUGAAGCGCCGAUGACUCACAAGUAUUGCUUUGAGGCUCUUGACAAGACACUAAGAGAUAUAUGUCCAGCAGUAAAUCCGAAGAAUGAAGAGCUGCCCUUUGGUGGAAAAAUUGUUGUUCUUGGAGGAGAUUUUAGACAGACACUCCCAGUAAUCCCUAAAGGGACACGUGAAGAAAUUGUCAUGUCGGCAAUAAAUUCAUCAUACUUAUGGGAUUGUGUUCAAGUCAUGCACCUCACAAUAAAUAUGACGUUAAUGCAACACACCAACAUAAUAGACAAGGAAGAAAUUGAACGAUUUGCUAAGUGGAUAUUACAGAUUGGCGAGGGCACUAUCGACUUGCAAAACAAUCUAUCAAAUUUCGACUACUUGGAAGAGAGGGCGAUCUUGGCACCAACUUUGGAUAUAGUAGAGGGCAUAAACAAUUACAUCCUUUCGAUGCUACCAGGACAAGAAGUAAAAUAUUUCAGUUAUGAUAGCAUUUGUCCUACUGCUGCAAGUAGUUCUGGAGAGGAUGACAUAUAUCCUCAAGAAUAUUUAAAUAGUAUUUCAAUAUCUGGAUUGCCAAAUCAAGUGCUUAGCCUCAAAAUCGGUGUCCCUGUAAUAUUAUUGUGCAACAUUGAUCAAUCUGCAGGUUUAUGUAACGGAACAUGAGCAGUGAUAACAAAACUGGGUAAACGUGUUUUGGAAGACAAAGUCCUCACCGGGCCAAGCAAAGGGAAUAAAAUUUUAAUCCUAAGGAUGAAUUUAUGCCCAACAGAUACAACAUUGCACAUAAAACUUCAGAGGAAACAAUUCCCCGUUUUAGUAUGUUUUGCGAUGAGCAUCAACAAAAGGCAAGGCCAAACAUUAGCACAUGUUGGACUUUACUUGGAAAAAAAGGUAUUCACUCAUGGGCAGCUAUAUGUGGCCGUUUCAAGAGUCAAGAGCAGAAAUGGGUUGAAAAUUUU